CGACUGCCCAAUUGCAAUAUUAGUUAGGAAUGAGAAGGUAUAGAACUGAGGACCUGCGGAACUUCGUGCGAACGGGCACAAACGUUGGGAGUGGUUCUUUUGGCACGGUGUAUCACUGUCGCGAUGAUGAAAAAGAUAUUGCUGUCAAGAUAACAUCUGACAGGCGUAGCUAUGAACGGGAGGUUAAUGCGCUGCUCUCGCUUCACCACCCGAACAUUCUGGCCCUGAAGGGGCGUGGCAACUACAGCGACCGACAGCUCGCCCUGGUCUACGAAUUUUGCUCCAGCGGCAGCCUCGGGACGGCAAUCCGCAACCAGGUCCUUACACCAGAGGUUGUGAUGCGCAUUGCUGUUGGAGUCGCCAGAGCUCUGACUUAUGCGCACACGCGGAACUUUUUGCACGGAGACCUCAAGCCUGGAAACAUACUGCUCGACGAUCACUUUCGGCCGAAGGUCGGUGACUGGGGCCUUGCUGUCCUCGGCAACGUCGCCCCUUCCCGCGGCGAUCCACGCUUUCGAGACGGCCAGCACGUCUACACAAAGAAGUCUGACGUAUACAGCUAUGGCAUCGUGCUGAACCUGAUGAGGGGCGCCUGCAUGGGGCACUUGCCCCAGGCUUACCACCGAAUGGAGCACGACUGCAUGCACCCAAACCCCCAC
Molecule: messenger RNA, 659 nt
Organism: Astrephomene gubernaculifera
Lineage: Eukaryota; Viridiplantae; Chlorophyta; Chlorophyceae; Chlamydomonadales; Astrephomenaceae
Source: the annotation of a GenBank genome assembly